AAGAUGUACUAAAUUGUGAUAAUAACUCCAAUUGUGAAGAAUGUAAAAAGGUGAAUAAAGAUAGGGUUGAACUGGAAGAGUACCUUAAGGAGAAAGAUAAUGAAAAAAGUGAAACGGAAACUAAACAAACCAUUGAAAAUUAUAUCAAACUUAAUCGUCAAUCUGUAUCUGAUAAACUUACUCGAAUGCUUUCAGCCAUCAUUAUCCGAAAAGGUCUGUCAUCUGAAUCUCUUGAGAUAAUCAACAUGCAUUUAGAAAAUUUCAUAAUAAAUAUGCAAAGUAGAGGUUUGCCUGAUCAUAAGCGUAUACGAAACAUUGAAGAAAUGUGGAAUGCACUGAGGUCUAAUAUAUCAUCAAAAGAUAAGGCUACACCGGUAGAGAGACUAAUAGAUGAUGAGGUCAAAUAUUAUUAUAAUCUAUUGCCAAAUGAUCUUCAUAAUAAAUACAAAAAUGGAAUCUGUCCAGAUUUAUCUAAAUGUAAAGCAUAUAAACCGAUGAGUUAUAAUGCUUUAACUUCGUUCUCUCAAUGUUUGGAAAAGAAAGACGUCCAUGAUCUUCAAGGAAAGCUUGAUACUUUAGCCGAUCUAAUCUUCAAAGAUAAAACUUCUCAACAUAUUUAUCCUGGAAUUGUAAAUGAUCUCAAAAAAGUAAUAUACAUGACGAUCGUCAAUUUUCAAAAAACUCGUAGCAAAUUUGAGUCUGAUUUCAAAUGGAAUGUUCAUUUAUAUGCUUUGUUAAAGUUUAAACCAAAAAUGAAGAAAUUUCAAGACGACUGGGAAAAGGAAAAUAGUUCACUUGGCAUACUUGAUCAAAAGAAAGAAGAGUACUUAAAGAUCAUUGAUACUCAGCUUCAAUAUGGACAUUCGCUUGUUUCUGAGGGUCAUACUGUUGGAGACUAUUUAUUGAGAGUUAUUCAUAAAAAAGCAAUGAAGGCGGGGAACUCUGAACGUGUAAGAGCGGUCAAUGACAUAGCUUGGAUGACUAAUUCAGAAACAGUUAGACUCAAAUAUUUUGUGGAACUUGCCGAACAAGUUCAAAAAGGUGAUAAAGAAGCAGCUAUAUCUCACUUUUUAAGUCCUGAAUUAUCUAUAAAAAAUUGGUUUGUACGUACCGUUAAUAGAAAUAAAAGUGGAAACCCAGAACGAAAAUACAAAGAGACAUUUAAUGCAGAAUUCGAACGAGUUCUUCAGGAAAUUUGUAACUGUAAAAAUUUUGAGGAAAUCAAAGUUUACGUAAAUAAUUAUAUGACACAUGUUGAUAAAGUGGACUAUAAGUUGGAUCUUAAGCAUACCCUAAUUAAAGACGGAAGCUUCAAAUUAUUCCAACGUAUAAUCAAGAAAGAACUUGAAAAUAAAGGGGAUGGAAGUUAUUCAAACCCCGAACCUUUUCAAGACCCAUCUGACGAUAAAUCAAUUAUGAAAAGACUCGGAUGUACGGAGACAUGUUAUUGGUGCGGGGCUUUGUGCUGGGGAUCUCGAGACCAUCAUGAAAAUAGCGACAUGACGAAAGUUCAUCAUACUAGCCAUCAACCCCGUGGUCUUUCUGGAAAAAAAAAUAAAGCUACACUUGAGCUUAGGGCAGUGCCAUGUCAUAAAAUGACGGAUGAUUUGUAUGUGUGGUAUCAUGGUAAGAUGUGUGCAACUACAUGGGGUAACGCAAAAGCUCGAGAUUUUUCAGAUUGGAAAUUCGAAGCUCACUGCAAUGGAGUUUUUAAUGACCUUAUGUGCUGGUUUUUUGAAAAGUUGCAUCAUAAUUUGGCAGCUAAAUGGGAUUGUAAACCAGCACCUUCUAAGGAAAUGAGAGAUCACGGUUGUCUAUUCUUGAAUUAUUAUAAAAUUAUUAGCACUAUCAGAACCAAAUUGUAA
Molecule: messenger RNA, 1865 nt
Organism: Funneliformis mosseae
Lineage: Eukaryota; Fungi; Glomeromycota; Glomeromycetes; Glomerales; Glomeraceae
Source: the annotation of a GenBank genome assembly